AUGUCUCAAGUGCAGUGGAAGAAAUUCCAAUUCUUUGACGUCAAGAAUCUAGGCUCUGAGUCUUCUCGCUCUGCUUCUUCUGCCCGUUCCACAAGUGUUGCAGCAGUCUCUGAAGCAUCCGAGCCAGAUCCAGAAUCUAUCAAAAACUUAUCUGAAAUCACACGAAUGAGAUUCCUUUGCAACAUUUUAGGCAUAUUUUGGGUCGGAACCACCUCAGGCAGGAUUUUCUGCUGUCUUGGCGACGAGGUCAAAUCAACAUUUCAAGCUCACACCCACAACUUAUACUGUAUGGCAAAAUCCCGCAGACAUCCUUUACUAAUCACAGUAGGCUUAGAUGAAGGCGAUUUUAACCGAAGGGCUCUUAUUAAAUUCUGGGACAUUUCAGACACAAAUUCACCUCGCGAAAUAAUUUCAAUACCUCUCCCAGAUGCAAUGGCCUGGUCAAGCAUAGAUCCCAAGCCCAUACCCCUCUAAUAGAUCCCAACCCCACCACCGAUUAUAUAGGUAGACAAAAUAUAUUAAUUUAGCAAUCAUGGCAUAUAGAUUUCUCUAUCGAUUAGUUUAAAAAUAGGCGGUGAAGACCUUGACGGAUCCUAUCGAAUGGGCAAGCUGGAUCUCAAUGGUAUGAAGGAUUAAAAAGUGGCAUGCCAAAAAAUGGUUGAGUUUACAGGCUUUACAAAUAUGAGUUUGAACCUUUAUCUACAAAAUUUGCAAUUUUUUUUAAAUUAUAUAUUCUGCUAAAACGCAUAUUGACUGAAAAGUUUUUAUUUUUACUUAUUUAACCACAUUUAACUUUUGUUAAACACUCCUAUAUGAGCUUUUAACAACUUCGCGCAUAAAGAAUUUCCUUCAAUAUAAGCUUUGCAAAUAAGAGUAAGUUUUCAUUAACAAUUCAGAUUGUUUUUAUAAAAUUCCCCAAAAACACGCAUGACUGAUAAAUUUUAAAUUUUACUUAUUAAGCCAUAUUUAACUUUUGCUUACUCCCCCCCCCCCCUCCGUGAGCGAACAAAACCAUUAGAAAAAUCGCCAUUUUUUGACCAAAAACCCACCCUCCGUGAGUGAACAAAAAUUUUUUUAAUAGAAAAAAUUUUAAUGGAAAAAAAUUUUGAUAUAUAAGUGAUAAUUAGUAUAAUGAAAUCUAGAGCUAAUUCUGUUUAAUUUUAAACAAAUUGCGUUUUUAAAACAUAAAUUUUGCAAAUUAAAUUAAUAUUUGCUUCCCAAUUUUUGCAAAUUAGGAUUUUUUUAAAUUUCGAAAAAAAUAUUUUUUAUAAAAUUUAUAUAUAAAUUUUUUUUUUAAAAAAAAAAAUUAACCCCCCCUCCGUGAGCGAACAAAAUUUUUUUGUUCGCUCACGGGGGGGGGGGGGAGUUAGCAAUCAUCAUAUAACUUCGUAUUUAAUAAGCUUCCUUCAAUACAGACUUUACAAAUAAGAGUUUCAAUCUUCAUCAAUAAAUUGGCAUUUGUUUUAUAAAGCUCGAUCCUUCGACAAAACACACAUUAACUAACAAUUUUAAUAAUAAAGCCAUUUUAAAAAUCAGUAAGCUUGCUUGUCUAGUUAAGCACAAACCCUUCCCCACCCCUCAAUACAAACUACCUAGUCUUGAUAAUAAGAAAUAUGAGAUAUUGCAGUAUUUUCGCUUUCAAGUUAUCAAAAUACUAUUUAUAACAUGUUUACAAAUAUAUUCAAUUCUCGAUUUCAUAUCUCUAGGCUAAAAGAAUUUUUUUUGGUAAAAAGUUUUUACACUAAUGAAUAAGAGAGUUAAUACAGAAGUACCCUGGAUUUCACUUUUAUCUCGUACUUUAAGCAUGAAUCCAGUCGAACUCUGCUUUAUAAUGAAUAGGAACAAAUAAAUGCUUUUAGCAGGUUUAAUAUUUUUAAAUAGCUUAUUUAACAUAUAAAACAUGAAUUAUCUUAUUUAAAAAAUAUCUACCAUUUAAAAAUCCUUUCUAUAGUAGAAAUAUGAAAUAAAGUAUAAUAUAUGUAAGCAUGCUAUAAAUCGGUUUUAAUGGUUUAGUAAUGAAAAUACCACAAAGUGUCUUAUAUUUCUUAUUAUCACGACUAGAUAGUUUGAUAUUGAGGAGGGUGGGAGGUGGAGGUGGGAUCCAUGAUCUCAUGGGGUUGGAGUGUGGGUGGGAUCUGUGCUUGAUCAAUGGCCAACGCAGCACUUUGCUUUGUAAUCACUGAUGAUCUAACCAGGAUGGCUGUCGGCUUAAACACUGGACAAAUUUAUUUAGUCAUGGGAGAUAUUCUCGCAGGGCCUAAAGGUCUCAAUAAAAGAGUUCUAAAUACAAGUGACCCAAAGAACCCUAUCACAAAUUUGUUUUUUUUAAAUAAAGGAGGAGCAAUGUUCUUGUUUUACACGACCAUGAAAUCAGUUGGAUCUUUUCUGAUAAAAGAAAAAAAUGAGGUCCAUAAUCAGCUACAAGAAGGAGAUGGCUGUGCGUAUAUGUGUGCUGAUGUCGAUGAAAAGAAAGAAAGACUUAUUGUAGGAAUGGCUGGAAUGGACGUGGUCACUAUUUUUUAUCCUGAAUUCAGAGGGCAGACUUGGUCUUUUGAAGGAGAAAAAACAACGAUCAGGUGUUCGAAAAAUCACGUCGUGGUAGUUUCUGUAGUAAAAAACCAGCACCAAUUGACGAUUUAUGAUGUCGACAACAAAUUGAUAGCCUUUUUGCAAAAUUAUUCACAGAUUGACCACGUUUUAAGUGAAGAAGAUGGGAUUUAUAUUAUUUCGAGAAACACGAAAAAAGAGAUUGUAAUACAGCAAUUGAUGGAAAAGGAUACUUCAGAAAAACUUGCUAUUUUGUUUAAGAAAAAUAGCUAUGAUAUUGCUUACUCUAUGGCAAGAUCUGAAGGGUAUGAAGAGUCGUUUAUAGCAGAAAUCAGCAGGAUGCAAGGGGAUCAUUAUUAUAAUAAAGGAGAUUUCGAUAAUGCCAUUAACUAUUAUAAGCAGACAGUUGGGCACUUAGAAGCGUCGUAUGUGAUUAUUAAGUUCCUGGAUGCGUCAAAAAUCAAUUACUUGACGAACUAUUUGGAGCAUCUGCAUAAUAAGCAUCAAGCUAAUAACGAGCACACUGCGCUGCUGCUGAACUGCUAUGUCCAUUUAAAAGCUACCCAAGAGCUAGCCCAUUUCUUAGCCCAGUCUGAUGAUGACUAUGAGCUUUUUGACCCGAAAACAGCUAUUGAUGUAUGUUGUGGGGCAAAAUGCUACGACCUAGCCCUGGACUUAGCAGCCAAGCAUAAAAUGCACUCAGUUUAUAUAAAAAUCCUUAUUGAGGAACAAAAAAAUUUCAGAGAAGCGUUAAGGUAUAUGGAAUCGGACAUGUCACACUCAGGAGUUGCAAAGCUUUUUAAAGACUAUGGCCAAGUCCUUAUAAAAAAUGAAUCAACUGCAACCCGAGAGAUGCUUUUCAGGAUGAUAAAUAAUUUGAAUUUAAAACAAAACUUGACAAACGCUUUGCCUGAGACUGAAAAAGAUGAAAAACAAAGAAGGGAGGCAGAAGAGCCGGAAGACUACUUAAUGGAAGAAAACGCCAAAAAGCCGGUUACUUUAACUUAUCAUCAAGUAUUGGAAGCAAUUAUGAGUGGCUUGGUAAAUGACCCAGAAGUGCUUGACGAACUGCUAACUGCAAUUAUUAAAAAAGUCCCAGACAUUGACCCAUUUGUGUACCACAAACUUUUUGAGCUAUAUUUACAACAAAGAAAGCCUAUCCAGGACCAAGAAGUUUUGAAGAAGUCCAGACAAGGCUCCACCGUUGAACUCUAUAGCAACAGUCGAAAAUUCGAAGCCUCAGACUAUGCCCGCAAAAUCAAAGAUCUCUUGGAAAGCGCCAAUAACCGCUAUGAUAAACAUUAUGUCUUGAUGCUCUUCAAAAUGUACGAUUUCAGCGAAGGUGUUGUAUAUUUGUCACAAUUUAUGGACAACCAACAAGAGCUUAUGUUCCAUUAUAUCAAAACCAACGACGUCUUAAAUAUCUGGAACACCUGCAUGAAGUAUGGCAAAGAGGAUAACGAUUUGUGGCUACAAGCCUUGACUUAUUUUUGCAGCAAGGAUGACCCAAGAGGUGUCCCUUACAUUCAAAAAAUUUUGAAAGAAAUUGAGCAAAAAGAAUUCCUAACACCUUUAAUUGUCCUUGAAAUUUUAUGCAAAAGCAAAAAAAUCACUUUUGAGACUGUAAAAAAUUACUUGAAAAAGCAGCUGCAGAGGCAGCAGAAAUCGAUGGAGUCAGACCAGGUAGAGUUUGAAAGGAAUAUGGUCAAUAUUUCGCAGAAGAAAAAAGAAAUAUAUGAGCUUAAGACACAGUGCAGGAAGUUCCAGUUUAAUAAAUGUGCAAAUUGUGAUGGGAAGCUGUCACUGCCAAGUGUUCACUUUAUGUGCUCACAUAGCUACCACCAACACUGCUUGCCUGAUAAUGAAAGAGAAUGCCAGCUAUGCUCUGAUAUGGCAAUGAGAGCGCUGGAAAGGAAAAAUGAAUUUAAAAACCAAAGCAUGAAUCAUGAGACAUUUUAUAAAGAGCUAGGUGCAGACCGCUUCGACGCAAUUGCAAAGUACUUCGGCCGCGGCUUGUUUUCAGGUACAUAA
This is a messenger RNA of Blepharisma stoltei, 4578 nucleotides long. Lineage: Eukaryota; Ciliophora; Heterotrichea; Heterotrichida; Blepharismidae. The record is from the annotation of a GenBank genome assembly.